AUGCAGAACGAACAGUUAAACGAAUUUACUCCAGCAGAGCAUAUUCAUCAGAUUCGCUCAUAUUUCGAUAUCAUAGACAAUGCAGUUCAAAUUGGUGACACUAAUAGAAAAUAUUCUGACGCAAAGAUUCCAUCACAACCUGGAACUGCUAAAGAUAACACAUGGGUAACAUUCAAUCUCUCACCUCCUGGUGAAAAUAUGUUGGACCUUUACAAUACAUUCAUUACGUAUAAAAUGGAAGGUCAAUUUAUUGUAGAUAAAGAAAUUGGUUCAGGUUCCAAUAAAACAAACCCACCAGGAUUUUGGAUUGGUUUCGAUGACGCUUUCUAUGCAGUUGCUGGAUAUCAAAUCCUUGCAAAUGGUCGUAUCGUAUAUUCUCAAGACAACGCAAGAGAAGAAGCAUAUAUAACUUCAAACUCACAAACUACCGAACAAAUAAAGAAAGUAGAUGUUUUCUCAAAGACUCGACAUGAAGAUGUGUGGAGUCAUUCGGGAACAUGCAGAACAGGACAAAUUGUUAGUGGUCCAAUUACAGCAGGAAAAUCAAAUGAUUUUAAGCUUCGUUUAAGAAUUCCUGUUAGAAAGUUUUUACCAUUAGAAGCUAUAAGAUUUAUUCCUGCAUUUGCUGGUAACAUUCAGCUUAAAGUAAAGUUCAGUAGCGACGCAUUACAAUGCACAUCUAUAUCUGUAAAUGAUAUCAUUGCUUUCAAUCCAACUCUUAAAGUUGCAUUUGCUUCAGAUUCAAAUCCACCGACAAAUAAAUUUGUUCCAUGGAAUGAACCAUUCACUAUGAUAACGAAGGCAAUAGAAGCUAGUGGAACAGUUACUAUUACAACUGUAACCCAGCAACUAUUUCGAACAAAGAUGGAUUUUAAUGAAU
Trichomonas vaginalis G3 is the source of this 880-nucleotide messenger RNA. RefSeq lists its product as uncharacterized. The annotation marks the transcript as partial. Lineage: Eukaryota; Parabasalia; Trichomonadida; Trichomonadidae. The transcript has a single exon. The record is from RefSeq and is a predicted model, not a curated record.